Molecule: messenger RNA, 2334 nt
Organism: Manis javanica (Malayan pangolin)
Lineage: Eukaryota; Metazoa; Chordata; Mammalia; Pholidota; Manidae
Gene: MCRS1
Product: microspherule protein 1
Biological process (GO): positive regulation of transcription by RNA polymerase II
Cellular component (GO): Ino80 complex; NSL complex; MLL1 complex
Molecular function (GO): protein binding; G-quadruplex RNA binding
Source: RefSeq, a predicted model, not a curated record
ACGCCCCCUCUACACGUUGCCGGAGAGAACCGGAAGAGAUUGCGCAGCCCCUUGUUCUUAGACCCGGAAGUAGACGUACCUCACGGAAGCCGGCUUUGGCCCUGCGGCUGCUGCCGUCGCCGCGGAGGAAUUGUUGGAGCUGGCAGCCCAGGAAUGAAUCUUCUCUCGGCCUCUAAACUCACAUGGUCAGAUUCCUUGGAUGAGCCUGUGGGAACCUUCCUCCUAGCCCUGUGGUUUGGAACCAGUGGCUUUGGGACUGUAAGAGAAUGGACAAAGGUAGUAUGAGGCCGGGCCAGCUCCCCAAAUGCUCGGGCGCCAAGCAUCAGCUGAUUCCACCCUGUGCCUGGCACGUGUGUCUUUCCAUCCUGGCUGGGCAUUGCCACCUCCCCCUGGGCCAGCACUACCCACGUACCUCUCGGCAGAGGCCACAAUUGACUGACUUGCUGUUGAGCUGCCGCUCUUUGGCAUGGCUGCAUUUUGAUGGCAGAGGGAGCAGUUAUGCCUAGAGCCCGGUGUGUCGGCAUCACCAGUCUGACCUGAGCACCAUGUGCUGCACGACAUGACACGUGGCACCGGGAGAACUGCCCAGCGUGGAAGGUCUGGGCCAGAUUCUCAGGGGCUGCUAGAUUCAUCCCUGAUGGCAUCAGGCACUGCCAGCCGCUCAGAGGAUGAGGAGUCACUGGCAGGGCAGAAGCGGACCUCCUCCCAGGCCUUGGGCACUAUCCCUAAACGGAGAAGCUCCUCCAGGUUCAUCAAGAGGAAGAAGUUUGAUGAUGAGCUGGUGGAGAGCAGCCUGGCUAAGUCCACUACCCGGGCGAAGGGGGCCAGUGGGGUGGAACCAGGGCGCUGCUCAGGGAGUGAACCCUCUUCCAGUGAGAAGAAGAAGGUGUCCAAAGCACCGAGCACUCCUGUGCCGCCCAGCCCAGCCCCUGCCCCUGGACUCACCAAACGUGUGAAGAAGAGCAAACAGCCACUUCAGGUGACCAAGGAUCUAGGUCGCUGGAAGCCUGCGGAUGACCUCUUGCUCAUCAACGCUGUGCUGCAGACCAACGACCUGACAUCUGUCCACCUGGGUGUGAAGUUCAGCUGCCGCUUCACCCUUCGGGAGGUCCAGGAGCGCUGGUAUGCCCUGCUCUACGAUCCUGUCAUCUCCAAGCUGGCCUGCCAGGCCAUGAGACAGCUGCACCCAGAAGCCAUUGCUGCCAUCCAGAGCAAGGCACUGUUUAGCAAGGCUGAGGAGCAGCUGCUAAGCAAAGUGGGAUCGACCAGCCAGCCCACCUUGGAGACUUUCCAGGACCUGCUGCACAGACACCCCGAUGCCUUCUACUUGGCCCGCACUGCCAAGGCUCUGCAGGCCCACUGGCAGCUCAUGAAGCAGUAUUACCUGCUGGAGGACCAGACAGUGCAGCCGCUGCCCAAGGGGGACCAAGUGCUGAACUUCUCUGACGCAGAGGACCUGAUUGAUGACAGUAAGCUCAAGGACAUGCGAGAUGAGGUCCUCGAACAUGAGCUCACAGUGGCAGACCGGCGCCAGAAACGAGAGAUUCGGCAGCUGGAACAGGAGCUUCAUAAGUGGCAGGUGCUAGUAGACAGCAUCACAGGCAUGAGCUCUCCAGACUUUGACAACCAGACGCUGGCCGUGUUACGGGGACGCAUGGUGCGGUACCUGAUGCGCUCGCGAGAGAUCACCCUGGGCAGAGCAACCAAGGACAACCAGAUUGAUGUGGACCUGUCUCUGGAGGGUCCAGCCUGGAAGAUCUCCCGGAAGCAAGGUGUCAUCAAGCUGAAAAACAAUGGUGAUUUCUUCAUUGCCAAUGAGGGCCGGCGGCCCAUCUACAUUGACGGGCGUCCUGUGCUUUGUGGCUCCAAAUGGCGCCUCAGCAAUAACUCUGUGGUGGAGAUUGCCAGCCUGCGAUUUGUCUUCCUCAUCAACCAGGACCUCAUUGCCCUUAUUCGGGCUGAGGCUGCCAAGAUCACACCACAGUGAGGAGUGGUGGCAGGACCCUUGGGCUCUUUCUGGCCUCAGUUUCUCCUGCCAUUCCAGCCCUCUGGAGCUGGGAACUCAAAUUCCUGGAAAAACCAGUGGCCAGUGGGAGAUUUGGCUGCUGGACUGUUGAUCUGAGCCUCUGUAGGAGGGUGGGGCUGCCUCUAGGGAAGGCUUUAGAGGCUGGGACCCGUGGGCUUCCUUAGAGCCAGAGCCUCUUCCUUCUCCUCUCUUUGCAGACCACCUUACCCACUUCCCUCAGAGUCCUACCUUCACCCGUGUCUGCAGCUGAUAAGCUUCAGACUUUUCCUUUAUUUUUUCUUUGUAAAUAAAAAGCACCGAGUUCCAAA